This is a messenger RNA of Oryza brachyantha (malo sina), 820 nucleotides long. RefSeq names its product 60S ribosomal protein L11. Gene Ontology annotation, molecular function: structural constituent of ribosome; RNA binding. Gene Ontology annotation, biological process: translation. Lineage: Eukaryota; Viridiplantae; Streptophyta; Magnoliopsida; Poales; Poaceae. The record is from RefSeq and is a predicted model, not a curated record. The coding region runs from base 97 to 645 and encodes 182 amino acids. The transcript is spliced from 5 exons. Gene Ontology annotation, cellular component: cytosolic large ribosomal subunit; ribosome.
GUUAUUUUUUUUCCUCUUCGUCCCGGCGCCGCCACUCUCCUCUUCCCUCUCGCGCCCCGCCGCUGACGAAGAUCCCGGCCAUCUCCAUCUCCUCCCAUGGCGUUGGAGAAGAAGCAGUCGAACCCGAUGCGGGAGAUCAAGGUGCAGAAGCUCGUCCUCAACAUCUCCGUCGGCGAGAGCGGCGACCGCCUCACCCGCGCCUCCAAGGUGCUGGAGCAGCUCAGCGGGCAGACCCCGGUGUUCUCCAAGGCGAGGUACACCGUGCGCUCGUUCGGCAUCAGGCGUAACGAGAAGAUCGCGUGCUACGUGACGGUGAGGGGGGAGAAGGCGAUGCAGCUGCUGGAGAGCGGGCUCAAGGUCAAGGAGUACGAGCUGCUCAGGAGGAACUUCAGCGAGACCGGCUGCUUCGGCUUCGGUAUCCAGGAGCACAUUGAUCUUGGCAUCAAGUAUGAUCCUUCAACAGGUAUCUAUGGAAUGGACUUCUAUGUUGUGCUUGAGCGUGCUGGUUACCGUGUUGCCCGUCGUCGUAGGUGCAAGUCCCGCGUUGGGAUUCAGCACAGGGUGACCAAGGAGGAUGCCAUGAAGUGGUUCCAGGUCAAGUAUGAAGGAGUCAUCCUCAACAAGGCCCAGGCGAAUACCUCUUAAAACAUAUUUACCUAGGUUCAGUUGUUAGAAAAGCUUUGAGCAGAAGUUCACCUUUCAUGUUAUGUUACUUGAUGAAUUAUCCGGCCAGAUGUUUUAUCAAUUACCUGAAAGCUAGGAGCAUGAUCCUUGGCCAUACUUGUGCUUUUACAUGGAAACAUGGAUUACCUUCGUUUCA